Molecule: messenger RNA, 2114 nt
Organism: Benincasa hispida (wax gourd)
Lineage: Eukaryota; Viridiplantae; Streptophyta; Magnoliopsida; Cucurbitales; Cucurbitaceae
Product: S-adenosyl-L-methionine-dependent methyltransferases superfamily protein
Cellular component (GO): trans-Golgi network; cytoplasm; endosome
Molecular function (GO): methyltransferase activity
Source: RefSeq, a predicted model, not a curated record
CGCGUCCUUCUCUCUUAUAUCUCACUUUCCUUUCUCUCUGCUCCAAAAUUCUUCAUCAAUGGCGAUUUCACUCCAAACCUUCUUCCAAGAACGAAAAAUCCCUUUUCUCUUCACUCUCUCAGUUCUCAUCAUUUGCUUUCUCAUCCUCUUCUUCACCGAUUCCUUUUCCCUCAACCCUCUUGUUCGUACUUACUCCUUUCUUCGAUCCCCUUCUCUAACCCCCUCUUCUUCUUCUUCUUCUUCUUCUUCUGGGGUUGAUCUGAACCCAUCUUCUUCAGAUUCUCUUCUUCCUCACGAUCUUGAUUUCUCUUCUUCUUUAACGGUGAAUCUAACCUGGAAGCUCUGUGAUGGGUCUGUAGCCGUCGAUUUCAUUCCCUGUUUGGAUAACUUCAAGGCGAUCAAGGCUUUGCAAUCGAGGAAACACAUGGAACAUCGUGAACGUCAUUGCCCUAAUCCCAGUCCGCGCUGUUUGAUCCCUCUUCCCAUUGGUUAUAAGGUCCCCGUUCCCUGGCCCAAGAGUAGGGACAUGAUUUGGUAUGAUAAUGUUCCUCAUCCCAAGCUUGUUGAAUACAAGAAAGAUCAACAUUGGGUGGUUAAGUUGGGAGAGUAUCUAAACUUUCCUGGAGGUGGUACACAGUUCAAGGAUGGAGUUGAUCAUUACAUUUACUUCAUUCAGAAGAGUUUACCGGAUAUCAAAUGGGGGGAAAACAUCAGAGUUAUUCUAGAUGUUGGCUGUGGUGUUGCUAGCUUUGGUGGCUACUUACUGCAGAAGAAUGUUCUUGCUAUGUCAUUUGCCCCUAAGGAUGAACAUGAAGCACAGAUACAAUUUGCUUUAGAACGGGGAAUUCCCGCUACUCUCUCGGUCAUUGGAACUCAGAGGCUGACAUUUCCGGAUAACGCAUAUGAUUUGAUACAUUGUGCUCGUUGCAGGGUCCAUUGGGAUGCAGACGGUGGAAAACCAUUAUUGGAGCUCAACAGGAUUCUCAGGCCUGGUGGAUAUUUCAUAUGGUCAGCUACACCAGUUUAUCGUGACGAUGAAAGAGACAAGAAUGUUUGGAAUGCGAUGGUGUUGCUAACGAAGUCAAUGUGCUGGAAGGUUGUGAAAAAGACUUCUGAUUCAUCUGGGGUUGGUCUUGUAAUAUAUCAAAAGCCCAUCUCGACAUCUUGCUAUGAGGAACGUAGCGAAAAUAACCCUCCUAUAUGUGAUGAAAAGAACAAGAGAAAUAACUCUUGGUAUGUUCCCCUGACUAGAUGUAUUUCCCAGCUUCCAGUUGAUAGCGAAGGCCACUAUUAUAAUUGGCCUUCGCCAUGGCCGCAGAGACUAACUAGCCAACCUCCUAGCUUGUCGGUUGAACCAGGUGCCGAGGAGAAAUUCUUUGAGGAUACCAAACGUUGGUCUACUGUUGUGUCAGAUGUAUAUCGCGAUAACAUUGGAGUAAACUGGUCGACCGUCCGAAAUGUGCUGGAUAUGAAUGCUGGCUAUGGAGGGUUUGCAGCUGCAUUGAUUGAUUUACCACUUUGGGUUAUGAAUGUUGUCCCCAUAGACGUACCAGAUACUUUGUCCGUCAUCUACGAUAGAGGAUUGAUCGGUCUCUACCAUGAUUGGUGCGAGUCCUUCAACACCUACCCUCGAACCUACGAUCUGCUACAUUCUAGCUUUCUCUUCACAUCUCUUAAGAAAAGAUGCGAUGUCAUAGCUACGGUUGUGGAGAUGGACAGAAUAUUGCGGCCAGGCGGAUAUGUUGUGAUUCAGGACAACAUGGAGGCAAUAAAAGUGCUUGGUCCUAUCUUUCACUCACUUCACUGGUCAGUUUCUGUUUAUCAAGAUCAGUUUCUUGUUGGAAAAAAGGGAUUUUGGCGGCCAUAGGCUUCCUCAUACAAAGUGAAAAACAGAGUUUGACAAAUUUUAAUUCUUUCCUUAGUUCUUUUUUUUACUACGUUUCAAUUGUGAAAGAAAAUACAUCAUGAGAGAUAUUAUACAACCUGCAGUGAUUAUAUUUGAGGUCAAUUUCUUGGUGUAUGUAAUGACGCCUCGAUAUUAUUUUUGUAGUUUCUUUGAACAGAUGCUUUAAUAAUUUUAGAAAAUUCUUCCUGAUGUGAUUCUUGUGCCUGAA